CCAGAAUUCCAUCUCAAUUGAUCUAAAGUCCAACUUUUUUAUACACUCGCCCCCAAAAGUCGAGAGCGUCAUUGUCACAAGCUCUGUGACCCCCGAAAACCGAUUCAUCCUUAUAAGGGAUAAGACUUCACUAUUUGUUGGCUUACAACUGAGCAUCUGCGAGAAUAUUGUGUCAUCUCACAUAAAAGCAUUGAUCUUGUUCUCUUUACAAAAGCAUUGCCCUUUGUUGCUGCUCUUACUCUUUGACCACUUUCCACCCCCUAAUUCCCAGGGCCAAUCCAUCCAAUUUCUCGCCGCCCCCCGAUCCGCGAUUAAUAGGCCCCCCACUCCCCAUCGAAAGUCUUGUUAGACAAUUCCUCAACUACCGCGACUCAACUUCCUUUCACUUCUACAACAGCCAAUAACUUCAACCAUGGCUUCAGUACUCACAUCAACCGAGUCGCAGACUCGCCGUCGCGAACAAUACCAUGAAGCCGAUGUCGUCGUUGUAGGAGCUGGUGUAUUCGGCUGCACUAUCGCCUACGCUCUCGCAAACCAGGGCCGAUCCGUUCUCCUUCUCGAGCGAUGGCUAUCGGAGCCCGAUCGCAUCGUUGGCGAACUUCUUCAGCCUGGCGGUGUCGCCUCACUACAGAAAAUCGGCCUCGGCCACUGCCUUGAGGGUAUCGAUGCCAUGCCUUGCUACGGAUACACUGUCUUCUACCACGGCGAGAAGGUCCUCAUUCCUUACCCCGGUCUCGACGAUAACGGCAAUGUCACACAUGCCUGGGGAGGUCACAGCACAGCGGAUAAGAGACCGUCUGGAUGCAGUUUCCAUCACGGUCGCUUUAUCACUAAGCUGCGAGAGUCGUGUAUAAACCACAAGAACAUCACUGUUGUUGAGACAGAGGUUGUCAAGACGCUGCGCGGAGAGGUGUCGGAUCAGAUUCUCGGUGUUGAAAGUCGCACAAAGAACAAGGAGACCGGUGUCAAGGAGAAGGAUUACUACUUUGGACAGUUGACCAUUAUCGCUGAUGGUUACGAUUCCAAGUGGCGUCAGGAGGUUCUCAGGACCAAGCCCAAGGUCUGCUCAAAGUUCUACGCUCUUGAACUCAUAGACUGCGAUCUUCCUGAACCUGGCCACGGCCAUGUCAUCAUUGGCAACGCCUUCCCUAUCCUUCUCUACCAGAUCGGCACUCACGAGACCCGCGCUCUUAUCGAUGUGCCUCAAGGUAUCCCUGAAGCCUCGCCUGAGAAUGGCGGUGUUCGUGGAUACAUCCGCAACUAUGUCCUUCCUGCACUCCCUACUAGCAUCCGACCAUCAGCUGAGAAGGCUCUUGAGGAUGGCAAGAUUCCCCGAAGCAUGCCCAACAGCUGGCUUCCUCCUACGAAACAGCGCGCCAACGGAGCCAUUCUCCUCGGUGACGCUAUGAACAUGCGACAUCCUCUUACUGGUGGUGGUAUGACUGUCGCAUUCAACGAUGUUGUCAUCCUUGCCGAGGAGUUGCACCCCAGCAAGGUGUCUGAUCUCGCUGACAACAAGGCCAUCAACAAUGCGCUUGACCAGCUUUACUGGAAGCGCAAGCCUUUGACCGGUAUCAUCAACGUCCUUGCCCAGGCUCUGUACUCCCUAUUCGCAGCCAACGACCGUCAGCUCCGUGCUCUUCAAUACGGUUGCUUCAACUACUUCAAGCGCGGCUCAACUGACGGUCCCGUCGCUCUCUUGGCUGGUAUGCUCCAGCGCCCCUUCAUCCUCGCCUACCACUUCUUCUCCGUUGCAUUCCUCGCCAUCUGGCUCAACGCCUGCACCGUCGUUGGCUGCGGUAUCUUGGGCAUCUUCAAGGCUCCUCUCGCUAUCAUUGAUGCCGUUCUCAUCCUCUGGAAGGCAUGCAUUGUCUUCCUUCCCAUCAUGUACCGAGAGACAUUCCAGUAAAUCUGGAAUUUGGGAAAAAAAAAAAAGAAGAGAAAAAGAGCAUGAUGUGUUUAAGUAGCGAGAGCUGCGGCGUUUAUGGAGCUUUGGCUUGGGACUUUUAUGUCGAAUUUUAAAACGAAUCUAAAUUUCUUUCAGAAAUGGGAGACAUUAGAGUCGAGGGACGAUUGUACAUAUGCCCCUUCUUUUCAUGGGUGGUUAUGAGACAUUUGAGCAUUUCGGAGUGUUGAGCGGGAGUGGGUUCUUGUUAGAUACACACACACAUACGCAUGCUUGAUCCCCAUACUACCUGUGGUCAGAAAUUGGGAGAUAUAAGUAGAUUAUCAUUUCAAGAUUAAUAUUAAUUGCAACUGAACGUCACUUUACUGCG
Molecule: messenger RNA, 2276 nt
Organism: Fusarium oxysporum Fo47
Lineage: Eukaryota; Fungi; Ascomycota; Sordariomycetes; Hypocreales; Nectriaceae
Product: squalene monooxygenase
Exons: 1
Coding region: 413-1909 (498 amino acids)
Biological process (GO): ergosterol biosynthetic process
Cellular component (GO): endoplasmic reticulum; membrane
Molecular function (GO): flavin adenine dinucleotide binding; squalene monooxygenase activity
Source: RefSeq, a predicted model, not a curated record